UAUUUCAUGGCCUACUCGGCCCAUUCGUCAAAUCUUGAAGCAGGUUAAUCAAAUCCGAUUCCUGCCCGAAACUCGUGAAUAGGAAAGUGAAAAUAACACAAAAAUCUGCGGGAUCCAGCAGGAAACCAUCAUCAAAAUCGGGACUUUCCCAGCAAAAUUAUUUCGGGUUUAUCUCAAUUGUAUAAACACUGCCACAGCUUUCCACUCAGGUCAGUCAAGCAAUUUUCUCACAGGUUUAGGGUUCAAUUGUUUUUCUUUUUUAUUUCUGGGUUUUAUUUUUUUUCCUGGCUGUUUUCUUGAAUGUCGUUGCCAAAGGAACUAUACCCAUCUCAAGAUGACCUUCUUUACGAAGAAGAACUGUUAAGAAACCCCUUUAGUUUGAAACUAUGGUGGAGGUAUCUAAUAGCUAGAUCAGAUGCCCCUUUCAAGAAAAGGUUUUUAAUUUAUGAAAGAGCCCUGAAAGCUUUGCCUGGUAGUUACAAACUUUGGCAUGCUUAUUUACGCGAACGUCUCGAAAUUGUUCGGAAUUUACCCGUUACUCACCCUCAAUAUGAAACCCUUAAUAAUACUUUUGAGAGGGCGCUUGUUACAAUGCAUAAGAUGCCUAGGAUUUGGAUAAUGUACUUGUUGACGUUAACGGAGCAGAAGUUGAUUGGUAAGACGCGUAGGACAUUUGAUAGGGCGCUUUGUGCAUUACCAGUGACUCAACAUGAUAGGAUUUGGGAGCCUUAUUUGGUUUUUGUGAGUCAAAAGGGUAUCCCUAUUGAGACGUCGCUUAGGGUUUAUAGGAGGUAUUUGAAGUAUGAUCCUAGUCAUAUUGAGGAUUUUAUUGAGUUUUUGGUGAAUUCAAGUCUGUGGCAAGAAGCAGCAGAGAGGUUAGCAUCUGUUUUGAAUGAUGAUCAGUUUUAUUCGAUAAAGGGUAAAACCAAGCAUAGGUUGUGGUUAGAGUUGUGUGACUUGUUGACAACACAUGCCACAGAGGUUUCGGGCCUCAAUGUGGAUGCAAUUAUCAGAGGCGGGAUUAGGAAGUUUACAGAUGAAGUUGGGAGACUGUGGACUUCGCUUGCUGAUUAUUACAUCAGAAGAAAUCUGUUUGAGAAGGCCAGGGAUAUUUUUGAGGAGGGAAUGACAACGGUGGUUACUGUGAGGGAUUUCAGUGUCAUAUUUGAUGCUUAUUCACAAUUUGAAGAGAGUAUGGUGGCUCUUAAGAUGGAGAACAUGGAUUUGAGCGAUGAGGAAGAAGAAGACGUUGAGGAGGAUGAAGAUGAAGACAUCCGUUUCGAUGUUAAUCUGUGCAAGUCAAAAUCCAAGUUUGAGAAGAAGAUAUUUAAGGGUUUUUGGUUACAUGAUGACAAGGAUGUUGAUUUGAGGUUGGCUCGGCUAGAGCAUUUGAUGAAUAGAAGGCCAGAACUAGCUAAUAGUGUCCUUUUACGCCAGAAUCCACAUAAUGUAGAGCAAUGGCACCGUAGGGUCAAGUUAUUUGAGGGUAACCCCACCAAGCAAAUAUUAACAUACACAGAGGCUGUUAGGACGAUUGACCCAAUGAAAGCUGUUGGAAAGCCGCAUACUCUGUGGGUGGCUUUUGCGAAGCUUUAUGAGACUUAUAAUGAUCUGGCAAAUGCUCGUGUCAUUUUUGAUAAAGCUGUCCAAGUAAAUUACAAGGCUGUUGAUCACUUGGCAAGCGUAUGGGCUGAGUGGGCAGAGAUGGAACUGAGGCACAAAAAUUUCAAAGGUGCACUGGAGCUGAUGAGACGUGCCACAGCUGAGCCUUCUGUUGAGGUCAAACGAAGAGUGGCUGCUGAUGGGAAUGAACCUGUUCAGAUGAAGCUCCAUAAAUCCUUGAGGCUCUGGACAUUCUAUGUAGACUUGGAAGAAAGUCUGGGUACUUUGGAGUCAACUCGAGCUGUCUAUGAGAGAAUACUGGAUUUAAGAAUUGCUACGCCACAAAUUAUUAUAAACUAUGCAUUUUUGUUAGAGGAGAACAAAUAUUUUGAAGAUGCUUUCAAAGUGUAUGAAAGAGGUGUCAAGAUAUUCAAGUAUCCGCAUGUGAAGGAUAUAUGGGUCACUUAUCUGUCAAAGUUUGUAAAGAGAUACGGGAAGACGAAACUGGAACGAGCAAGGGAGCUGUUUGAGCAUGCUGUUGAAACGGCACCUGCAGAUGCAGUAAAACCUCUGUAUCUUCAGUAUGCAAAGCUGGAGGAGGAUUAUGGGCUGGCUAAGCGAGCUAUGAAGGUCUAUGAUCAAGCAACUAAGGCUGUGCCAAAUCAUGAAAAACUUGGCAUGUAUGAGAUUUACAUUGCCCGUGCAGCUGAGAUCUUUGGUGUCCCAAAAACAAGAGAAAUUUAUGAGCAGGCAAUAGAGUCUGGUCUUCCAGAUAAAGAUGUGAAGACAAUGUGCUUGAAAUAUGCGGAGCUGGAAAAGAGCUUAGGAGAAAUUGAUCGUGCUCGUGGAAUAUAUGUAUUUGCAUCUCAGUUUGCUGAUCCACGCUCUGAUGCUGAUUUCUGGGAUAAAUGGCGAGAGUUUGAGGUGCAACAUGGAAAUGAAGAUACCUUCAGAGAAAUGUUGAGGAUUAAACGGAGUGUCUCUGCAAGUUAUAGCCAGACACACUUCAUUCUCCCAGAGUAUCUCAUGCAGAAGGAUCAGAACAUUGAUGAAGCUAAAGACAAAUUGAAACAGGCUGGUAUCUCUGAGGAUGAAAUGGCUGCACUUGAGAGGCAGUUAUUACCUGCUGCUAAUAAUGCUACUACAAAAGACAGCACCAGAAAAGUAGGGUUUGUGAGUGCUGGAGUUGAGUCACAGGCUGAUGGCGGGCUGAAAACAACAGCAAAUCUUGAAGAUAUCGAGUUGCCAGAAGAAAGUGACUCAGAAGAAGAAGUUGAAAUUGCGGAAAGAGUUGUUCCAUCUGCUGUGUUUGGGGGUCUUCGGAAGAGGGACAGUGAUGACGAUGAGGGUGGAGAUGAUGCCUCGGCUGCCAAAGAACAGAAUGGUAACAGCAGGCUGGGUGCACUUGAGCGAAUUAAAAGGCAGAAGAAAGCUUAAAAAUUCUCGAUAUUCGACCCCUAUUGAGUUGGCCAAAAAAUAGGAAAAAAAAAAUCCUACUGAAAUAGUUUUGACAAUUCUAUGAACCAUGUACCCAAUUAGCAAAAUUUCCGAGCUGUAUUCUUAGUAUUUGUAUAUUUUGAUCAAAUCUGUUAAGUUUUGGAGUUCUUUCUUCAACUUUAAUAUGAUCUAUUAUUGGACAAUCCAAGUGACUACUAGCUCCAGUGUUUAAUCUUAAUUUUCCCAUAUAAAAUAUCAUCAAAUGACAGAACAUAUAUGGAGUCUCUUCCUGUUGUU
Durio zibethinus is the source of this 3336-nucleotide messenger RNA. Its product is annotated as Tetratricopeptide repeat (TPR)-like superfamily protein. Gene Ontology annotation, biological process: generation of catalytic spliceosome for first transesterification step; mRNA splicing, via spliceosome. The record is from RefSeq and is a predicted model, not a curated record. Gene Ontology annotation, molecular function: protein binding. Gene Ontology annotation, cellular component: post-mRNA release spliceosomal complex; Prp19 complex; U2-type catalytic step 2 spliceosome. Lineage: Eukaryota; Viridiplantae; Streptophyta; Magnoliopsida; Malvales; Malvaceae.